GCCCUCCUUGUACCCCCUCUAAACAGUGAAAACAUAUACAUACACACGCGUGUAGACGCACACGCACGCGGAUCACGCAGAGGAGAAGACAGAAGUGCCGGGGCAUUGUACACGUGUGAGCCGCGCCAGUUUGUAGUUACUUGUUUAGAGUGCGCGCAUGGAUUUCGUGGUACUGUACAAUCUGUGAGUUAAGAAAAUUCGUAUCCACGAAUUUUCGAUUAACGAAAAAAAAAAAAAAAAAAAAAAAAAAAAGAAAAAAACAAAAAUACGAGCUGUUCCGUGACGUCAUUACACGGGGUGCGAAACAAUCCGCCGUGUGGACGUAUUCUACGAGCAAGAGAAGAAAAAAAAGGAGAGCGGUGUGCACGAACAAGUCGAACCUCACCUUUCCUUUUUCACGAACGUCUCUCCGUCACCAUCGCUCGAGUUCUCGACCUACCACUCUCUCCCUCUCUAUCUCUCGUUUCGCCUCUUGUCCGUCCCUCUAGCGCUUCCUCUCGCUCGCUCCUCCCUCUAUUCCGUCUCGCUUUCUCAUUUCCUCUCUUUCUAUAUCACGUUUUCUUCUUCGCACUCACACUUAUGUACCUCCGCCUUCCUAACCGCUGAGCGGAGGACUGGAUUCCGUCGAAAAGAAACGACGAUUCGGAGGAUAGUCGCGACCGAUCAUAGCUGGCGCGUCGAUCGGAUCAACGACGUGAGUUAGCUACACGAGCGAAUCAUCCACCGGCGCGUAUAAUACCCGCAUUCAAGUACCCGUGUUAAUAUCGUUGUAAUUAGUUUAUGGUUUACCGUUUUCUGCUCGCGAAACAUCGUCUCUAUUACCUGGACAAAACGAUCCUUAUUUUUCGAUCUCGAUCCUACACGGUGGCUAGUGUGAACUGUUCUCGUUGACUUACGGUUGUCAUCGGUCUGUGCUAGUCGUGAACGAGUCCCGAAACCAACAGUGUCAUCUACACGACUGCGUUGCGGUCGAAGCUCGGAAAACUGGUCCCUUCCUCUCUGGUGCCUGCGUCUGUGACAGUGCGAGUGUAUACGACUGAAGACCGCUUUCAGGGUUGAGUACAGUUUGGUACUAGACAGUGCAAUAAAACACGCGCGAGUUACGAAUCUAUAGUGAAAAAUUUCUCUACGCUUUUUACGCUGUUUUGUCAUUUGUGACUAUAUCUGUACAACUCUAUUUCUUUCUCGUCGCGUGCCACGUGGUGAAAAGAAAGAAAUUAAGAAGGGAUACACGGAGGAAAAAAAAAAAGCAAAAGUGAUAUUUGUUUCGAGUGACUUGGUGAGACUGCAACAGAUGCCACAGUCUGAAAGGAUGAUCGCGUAGCGGCGCCCGACCAUCACGGCCCUGAGUGGCCGACACAUCAUGUCACAGUUCUCUUUUCGAGGAUCACCAAAUCUACAGUGUCCUGUGACAGUGAGCUCGUCGCUGACGUCCUCUGCGGCCUCGCCGGUCUCCGGUACGAUCCUGAGCGCAGGCGGUUCGUCGCUGGUCAGCGUAGCGGGCACCACCACGAAUCAUCCCCUGGGCGUAGCUGCCGGUCUAUCGAACGCGAGGAUGGCGGUGACCAGCGCGGUGGUUAGGCCGCCAGGUAGCCCAACCACGUCGGUCAGCCCGUCGCAGGGUCAUCCGCCACCGACGACCGGCGGCCCAACGCCGACCGGACGGUGUUGCGACACCGGAAGACCCAUUUUCACGGAUCCGCUCACGGGUCAAACCGUUUGCUCCUGUCAGUACGAGAUUCUCGGCGGUUAUCAACGCCUUGGUGCGCUACCUGCUGCGCUGUCCAUGUACAGCGCGCCGUACGCGGCAGCGGCGGCUGCCGCCGCCUCCGAGGGCAUGGCAGCUUAUUUUCCGCCCCUGGGGGCCGAACAGGCACCUUUCUACACGCCUACGGCUGCUAGCCUCGAUCUGAAGGAAAAUCUUGGAGCAGGAGCCGCGGCAGCGUGGCCUUAUCCAUCCGUGUACCAUCCUUACGAUGCCGCUUUCGCCACUUACCCCUACAACGGUUAUGGGAUGGAUCUAAAUGGCGCCAGACGAAAAAACGCGACGCGGGAAACGACGAGUACGUUAAAGGCCUGGUUGAACGAUCAUAAGAAGAAUCCGUACCCAACAAAGGGCGAGAAAAUCAUGCUGGCCAUUAUCACGAAGAUGACUCUGACUCAGGUGUCUACGUGGUUCGCGAAUGCGCGGAGACGUUUGAAGAAAGAGAACAAGAUGACAUGGGAGCCGAGGAAUAGGGUCGAGGACGAGGACAACAACAACGAAGACGACGACAGCGGAAGAAAGAGCGUGGACGAGAAAGACCGGCUAGACUCAAAGGAUUCGGGUACCGGAUCAAGCGAGGACGGAGAGCGACCUGCCCAUCGGAUGGACCCUCUUGGCACUAGCGGUGGGUCCACCGGUGUCCAAGGUAGAACCGAGAGCGAAUGGAGCGAGUCGCGAGCAGAUAGCGGUCCAGAUAGCCCGGAGUGCCUAUACGAUCAGAGAGAGCCUAGGCAUCCGUUACAGCUUCAGCAUCCCGCGUAUCUUGCGUCGUCUCAUGGUCGACUGCUGCGCCAUCCUUCCCCGGAAAGCACGCCGCCCAGUAGUCAUCUUCCACCGACCACGACCGCGUCGUCUACGGGCAGUGGGGUCACCACGAAACCGAGGAUCUGGUCUUUGGCCGACAUGGCGAGCAAGGACGGUGAACAGCAGAGUCCUACACCGACCGCGAUGACUGGUCUCUCGUCUCCUUAUAGCGGAAGCGGCGGAGGUGGUGGUGGAGUAGCAGGUGGAGGUGGCGGUGGCGGAAAACUGGUGAGCCCUCUGGCGAGUCGUUUGCCACCUCAUCAUCCUCUUCACCCAGCUAUGCACUCGGGAACGCAGUUCGUUCGGCACCCGGAUUUCUACCGAAACCUCUACGGUGCUUCUCACCUUGGAUCCGGAGAUAUGGCCUUGUUGGAAACUUAUUCGAGAACCUUGGGCGGUCUGAGUGGGGUGAUGCCUCCUUCCACGGCUCCCAGUAUACUGACGACCUCCGCGUCGGCUGUAUCAGCGAGUGGUAAUGUUAAAUCUUUUUCGAUCAACGGGGCUAGCGGUGUCCCCGGUGGAGGCGGCGUGCUUCUGACCACCGCGACUUCGGGCUUGUCUCCCUCGUCGUCGUCAACGACGUCCUCCGGUGGGUCCGAUAUGUCGCCCCAUCCGAGCGGAAGCCUGCCGUCUACGCAGGAGCUCAAGUCACCGGGGCGAGUGUGAUUCCCCUGCGCGGAGACAAUGGACUAAUUACUAUUAAUCGAAGUUUCGAGGGACGGUUCGCCGCGCAGCCGUUCGCGCGUUGUGUGGUGUGUAUGACAAUAAUAAUCAGAGACUACAUUCUUGUAAUUAGUGUACAGUAACUGAACGAAGAACGUCGGAACGAGAUACAUGAUAUGUACUGCCCCUCAAGUCCCUGAUCUCUCUCCACCGUUCCUAGUCUCUGUCUCCUCACAUUAUCUUCUUCGCCUUUUGGAUUCCUUUCGCUUCCCUCGGUCCUUUGGUAUAUCCUGUCCCUCUCUCCUUGAUUCCUAUUUUCUCUCGUCCUUCGUCGCGAAUUUUUCUUCUGUCCGCAGCAAGAACGGGACAGCAGAGAAAGAAAGGUUGGAAAUCGAUCGAUGAAAGAUGAAAAAAAAGAUGGGAAGUUGGAAUGGUAGGCUCGUUUAUCUCUUCCGUAGAGCAGCAGCGCAGCUAAUCGCGGUUUAAAAGGAAAAUAAGACAAAAAAAUACGAAGAAAAAAGAUACACUAUCCUAGGCGUGUCUACUAUACAGUAAUAUUAUACAUAAAGAAUACUAUAUAUAUAAAUACACGAUAAUAAUUAAUAAUUAUUUAUGCGUUUGUAAAUAGUAGAGAGGGCCCAGUAGAGAGCGUCCGGCCAGUGUAUGUAUUGUAUGUAGAGUAGGUACGAUAUUAUUAUUAUAAUAUUGGAGAUCAUAAUUCAUACUAACGACGAAGACGAUUAUUAUUAUUAUUAUGGAUUAUUAUUAUUAUUAUGGAUUAUUAUUAUUGUUAUCGCGAUGUUUAUUAUAACAUUAUCGAUUCACGUCAACUCGGUCGAUCAUGACGGGGUAUAGAUCGUUGAUUACUGUGACAGAUUACGGAGGAGCACAACCCGUGCGAGGAAAACCACGUUGAAAGCGUGCGUCUUGCGCCUGAGUUUCUCCGUACGUAAGUAUUAUUUAUUUAUUGCUCGAGAGCGCUUUAGCGCGACGACGAAUCCUGGAGAAACCGUCGCAGAUCGUGAUAAUAAUAAUCGACGACGCAUCGUU
This is a messenger RNA of Bombus pascuorum, 4282 nucleotides long. RefSeq names its product Iroquois homeobox protein 6a-like (gene mirr). The record is from RefSeq and is a predicted model, not a curated record. Gene Ontology annotation, cellular component: nucleus. The transcript is spliced from 5 exons. Gene Ontology annotation, molecular function: RNA polymerase II cis-regulatory region sequence-specific DNA binding; DNA-binding transcription factor activity, RNA polymerase II-specific. Gene Ontology annotation, biological process: cell development; regulation of transcription by RNA polymerase II; neuron differentiation. Bases 1364 to 3235 code for a protein of 623 amino acids. Lineage: Eukaryota; Metazoa; Arthropoda; Insecta; Hymenoptera; Apidae.